AUGAAGAGUGAAGGAAAGCCAACAACAGCAGGAGAGAAAAAAGUAUCAGCACCCGCAGGCAAGGCACCAGCAAAGGGAGUCAAGUCAGGAGAGAAAAAGAAGAAGAAGGCACACCACGUUGCAAGAGGCCAGUUCAACUUUAGGUCCGCAGUCAAGAGAAUGUUCAAGAACACUUACCAGGCUGCUCCUCCCCAAGUGAGCGGUCCUGUAAUUGAAAGUCUUUGUAAUAUGAUAUGCGAUGUCACCCGCACUAUUUCCCUCGACUGUGAAAUACUAGCCAGAAAGGUAGGAAAACAAACAAUUAAUCUGGAGGAGGUGAUCUCUGCCACAUUAGUAAACCUAACGGGCGAGUUGAGAACCCACGCACUGAAAGAGAUAAAAGAAGCAGUUGCAAAAGUCCCUGCCAGAUCGUCUAAAUAA
Messenger RNA from Nematocida minor, 420 nucleotides. RefSeq names its product histone H2B. Bases 1 to 420 code for a protein of 139 amino acids. Gene Ontology annotation, molecular function: protein heterodimerization activity. Lineage: Eukaryota; Fungi; Microsporidia. The transcript has a single exon. The record is from RefSeq and is a predicted model, not a curated record.